Rhodofomes roseus is the source of this 1866-nucleotide messenger RNA. RefSeq names its product MFS general substrate transporter. The transcript is spliced from 20 exons. Gene Ontology annotation, molecular function: transmembrane transporter activity. NCBI's taxonomy places the organism in Eukaryota, Fungi, Basidiomycota, Agaricomycetes, Polyporales, Fomitopsidaceae. Gene Ontology annotation, biological process: transmembrane transport. The record is from RefSeq and is a predicted model, not a curated record. Gene Ontology annotation, cellular component: membrane. The coding region runs from base 150 to 1709 and encodes 519 amino acids.
GGUGGAGAGGCCAGUCACGGGCUGUGGACCCUCUUGCACUUCGGUUUUGCCGUCGGGUACCCGCAGAGAGAUAUGUAUCUCGACCAACGACGCGUCUACUCGAGCCAGGUUCCUUCCUUUCGUCUCCAGUCUGAACUCUGGCCGCCAACAUGCCAGCAAAAGCCGUGAACAACGUCGUUGUCAACGACGAGAAGGAGAAGGCCUCCAUCGAGCAGCGGUCCCCUGCCGAGUCGUUCGAGGCUCGCGCCGACGACGAUGCGGAACUGCUCGCGCCAGAGGUCCGGCAGGCUGCAGAGCGACGGCUCGUUCGCCUGCUGGACGCCAGACUCAUGCCAACGAUUAUCAUUAUAUUCAUCAUGAACUACAUUGACCGCGUCGCUAUUACGUCUGCGAAGUUGCAAGGAUUGACGCAAGAUCUGAAUCUCACAGAUCUGCAGUACACCACGGUCAUUGCAGUCCUAUAUGCAACCUACGUUCCUGCGCAGAUCCCCUCGAACAUGAUCCUGAACCGUAUUUCAAGGCCGCAUUAUUACAUCCCGUGCUGCGUUAUGGUCUGGGGUCUCGUGAGCGCUCUGACAGGAGUGACGCAUGACUACACCGGUAUCAUCAUCUGCAGGCUUUUCAUCGGUCUUCCAGAGGCAGCAUUUUACCCCGGAGCGAUGUACCUCCUCUCGAGAUGGUAUACCCGGAAGGAACUUGCUUUCCGCGGCGCUAUUAUCUACGGCGGUCUGUUGGUCUCGAACGCGUUUGGAAGUCUGAUUGCUGCCGGGAUCCUUGGCGGUAUGGAAGGCAAGAUGGGAAUCGCAGCGUGGCGAUGGCUAUUUUAUAUCGAGGGAGCAAUCACAAUCUGUGUCGGUCUUCUCGCUAUGCUUCUCCUGCCGGAUUACCCGCACAACACUCGUUGGCUGACUCCCGCUCAACGUCGACUGGCCCAAGUGAGGCUUGCGGAGGAUGCAGGGGAGGCGGACGAAGACGGACAACACGAGACGGCCUUCUCUGGCUUCAUGAUGGCGAUCAAGGACCCGAAGGUCCCCAUCUUCAUGGUCAUGUGUUGCUCGCAGCUGCUCGGACUCAGCUUCGUCAACUUCUUCCCGACUAUCGUUGACACCAUGGGAUACUCGACGACGAUUACCUUGCUUCUCUGCGUUCCUCCAUGGAUUCUUGCCACCAUUGUGUGUGCAACGAAUGCCUGGCAUGCAGAUCGGACGGGAGAGCGUUUCUUCCACCACUGCGCACCAUGGUGGGGUGUCAUCGUCGGCUAUAUCAUCGGAGUAACGACUAUGACCACCGCCGGGCGAUACAUAGCGAUGUUUCUCAUGGCAUGUGGCUACGCAGGCUUCGCACUCACGGCGGUCUGGGUAUCCAACGCGAUCCCGCGGCCUCCCGCAAAGCGGUCAGCUGCUAUCGGGCUGGUGAACGGGUUCGGGAACAUCGGAAACCUGAUCGGCUCCUUUACUUGGGAGGCACAGUGGGGCCCGCAAUACCACCAGUCGAUGUAUAUCGGGAUCGCAGCGAUGGGUCUCGCCACCGUGCUCUCCUUGGUCAUCCGGUUCAUGCUCGUUGCACAGAACAAACAGCUUGCGCGCGAGGAGGCGGAGGCACUCAAUAACCCAGAUCACCGCCAGCGUAUCGAGGACGCGGCUCGGCUCGAAGGCCUCACGUUCGAGGAGGUGGUAGAGCGCAAGAAAGGGAUCCGGUACCUCUAUUAGGUUAGCUGGUUCUGGACCCGGGCCUGCUUGUGUGCGCGGGCUCCGUGCAGUGGUGUUGUACGAUAUCAUGACGAUGAGGGGAGCUGGAUUGGCUUUGUGUACGCGUGUCCUGUAAGAUAGUAUGCGCUGAUCCGUCCGCACGCUACGAUGUAUGUAC